Molecule: messenger RNA, 1714 nt
Organism: Talaromyces proteolyticus
Lineage: Eukaryota; Fungi; Ascomycota; Eurotiomycetes; Eurotiales; Trichocomaceae
Exons: 4
Coding region: 127-1629 (500 amino acids)
Molecular function (GO): protein binding
Source: RefSeq, a predicted model, not a curated record
AGACUCCUUACGCCUGCCAAGUUACUACCUAGUCCUUAAGACACAUGGUGCUCUUCGUACACUCAGUCUGGGCUCAUACUUGUAUAAUUUUUAUUGAUUAUUGAUAUUGUAUUGACAAUUGUUGUUAUGGCCCAACAUGAGAUCUCCCAGAUUGCAAACGCGUUUACCUCCCUGCCACCCCAGGCACGACAGACUGCGUUGGACCAGCUGCUCGAUGCUCUCCAUACGAACGAAUGGCGCGAGCUGAAUAGGCGGGCCACACACGCCCUGCAACGCGACAUCGUAGGCUGCCUGCCGUUGGAAAUCGUUGUUGAGAUUGCUCAGUAUCUGGAGCCCCGCGAUAUCCUCCGUUUCCAAAGAGUUUCGAAAAGAUGGAGAACUGUUCUUUCAUCCAACAAUAUUUACAUCCCGAUUCUGCGCUUCUACGGUGUGCCCACGCCUGACCUGCCCACCACUGAGCUCGUCCACACCAUUUGUGAGCGUAGAUAUCGUUUAGAAAAAGGCUCACCGUAUGAUGAAGCGCUGUAUCCGUGGCUAGAUGGCCCGGAUUAUCUGCCGACACCAAGUCCAGAGGUCGUGUCGUACUGUUCGGGCAAGCUAGCAUGGGUGUCACGCGAUGAGAGACAAGUCUUUGUUCGGGACUUGCAGUCUGGGACUGUGAAGGCAUUCUUCUCCGAGAGUCGAGGGACUAUCGUACUAGUCCAUCUUUCUGAGACCUUUCUAUAUGCCGUUUCUUCAGGAUUCCUUAAUGUGUGGGACUUGACCACUGGACACACCAAAUCUGCAAGAAUGCCUUCUUCUAAGGUUGUUGAAAUCAACACCCAUGGCGACCGUGCCGUCAUUAUCCUCCACACCCAUCCAAUUCAGCAUAUGCUACUCAGCUGGCAUUUUGAGAGUGGAAGCCUAGGCUCUACUCUCAUCGAGGGUGAACCGAUGUUGUUCUGCUGGGACAAAAGUGCAACAACAAUUGACGUCGUCAUCUUAGAGGUCUUGGAGGUAAACAAUGUACGCCCUGCGUGUUGGUUCGCCAAGAAGAGGUUCUCUGUAGCAGAUGAUACCAUCACCCUUCUUGAAUACAAGCCUCUGGCAAGCCCAAUCAAUAACUAUAUUAGCCCCCCUUGGAUCCACGUCCUCGGAGUCACAUCGUAUCGACACAAAAACUACUCGUGCCGUUACGGAACCACCGUCUGCCAAAUCAUUCCCUCCACACCCUCCACCCUACGUUUCCGUCUGCCUCACGAAAUAUACAUCUCUUACUGCGCGCAAUCCGACCGACUAACUGUCCUUGAGUUAGACAAUGAUUACUCCAGCGCUAUUGGGAAGAGCGGUCAUCUGAAAUAUCCAGGUAGUUCAAACCAAGCCCGAUUACUAUCACCCGAUGGCAUCAUCUACCUGAUCUUCGAGGACUCUGGGGAACUAUGGAUAAAGAAUAUCCUUACAGCGAAAAGCAAUCUCGCAGAGUUCUCCCCACGAGCCCACGACUAUAUAAUGACUCGGAACACUCUCGCGUUCGGGGAUCAUCAGCUUUUUGGUAUGAUCAGCGUGAGAGGGAUCGCAGUGUGGUCGUUUGAUCCGGAAUUGAGGCUUUAUAAGAACAUAUCGGCUAAUCCACCAAAUAAUGUACAGUAGGGUGACAAAGUUUGAAUAUCGCACCGCCAAAGUGUCUGGAAUUGGGUAUAGACUUUCAAUACUAAUAAUAUUUCACCUUUUUUGU